Messenger RNA from Dracunculus medinensis (Guinea worm), 378 nucleotides. The record is from the annotation of a GenBank genome assembly. Lineage: Eukaryota; Metazoa; Nematoda; Chromadorea; Rhabditida; Dracunculidae.
AUGUUUGCUGGUUUGUUGCUUGUCCUAGCAUCCUUAUGCAUUCAUGCUAAUGGAGAUGAUGCAGUUGCAAUAGACGUUUGCAAUAUUCCAACGCCAGUAAUGGGAGCGCCUGCUCCCGUGCAAAGACCUUCAGUGCCUGUUGACAACUGUCAAGAUCGUGAUGUAUUGGCAUGUUUUGAAAUAUUCAAACCUCAGGACGACCCUGGGAUGCUUGGGAUGGUACUCAAUCAGAAUCCGACAACUUUAUCAUCUCCAACACAAAAUUGUAAAGACGAACGACAAGGCUGUGCAGCAAUAAGAGCAUCGAACAGUUGCGGCGGUGUAUUUCGAAUAACAAUGAUGCAACAAUGCGCAAGAACGUGUGGUUAUUGCACGUAA